Molecule: messenger RNA, 720 nt
Organism: Lycium barbarum (goji berry)
Lineage: Eukaryota; Viridiplantae; Streptophyta; Magnoliopsida; Solanales; Solanaceae
Product: tropinone reductase 1-like
Exons: 4
Coding region: 1-588 (195 amino acids)
Molecular function (GO): oxidoreductase activity
Source: RefSeq, a predicted model, not a curated record
AUGGCUACAUAUUCAGUAGAGGUUCCAGGAUUUGGAGCAAUUCAGUUUUCUCUUUGGGCUUUGUGUAAUCUUUUACUUUUUGUAAAUAAUGCAGGAGCAACAAUAUAUAAGGAAACUAAAGAUUUCACAGUAGAAGAUUACGACAUCAUAAUGGGAACUAAUUUUGAAGCUACUUAUCAUUUAUGUCAAAAUGCUUAUCCCUUAUUGAAGGCAUCUGAAAAUGGCAAUGUUAUUUUUGUCUCUUCAAUUGCUAGCUUUUCAGCUCUGCCUUCUCUGUCUCUUUAUUCUGCUUCCAAAGGAGCAAUAAAUCAACUGAUAAAGAAUUUGGCAUGUGAGUGGGCCAUGGACAAAAUUCGUGUUAAUACAGUUGCACCAGCAGUAAUUUUAACCCCACUUAUUGAACAAUCGAUAAAGAAUCCUGUGCAAAAAGAAGAAAUUGACAAAUAUAUUGUUCGAACUCCUAUUGGUCGACCUGGAAAGCCCAAAGAAGUUUCUGGCAUAAUAGCCUUCCUAUGCUUCCCUGCUGCUUCAUAUAUCACAGGCCAGAUUAUAUAUGUUGAUGGUGGAUUCACUGCUAAUGGAUUUUAAUUAGAGAAAUCACAGACCAAAUUAUAUAUGUUGUUUCUUUUCUUUUGGAUUUCUUACGCUAAGCCUUAUCAUUCAUAAGUUUGUUGAAUACUGUGUGACGGUUUGUAUAUACUUGGUACUAUUAUUGAGCUA